UUUACAGGGCUGAAGCGCCGCAGGCUCAGAGUGCUGCACUCACCAACCAUGGCAACUUUUGUGGAACUCAGUACCAAGGCCAAAAUGCCCAUCGUGGGCCUGGGCACCUGGCAGUCUCCCCUAGGUCAGGUCAAAGAAGCUGUGAAGUUGGCCAUCGACACAGGCUAUCGCCACAUUGACUGUGCCUAUGUCUACAAGAACGAGAAUGAGGUGGGCGAGGCCAUCCAAGAGAAGAUCCAAGAGAAGGCUGUGAAGAGGGAGGACCUCUUCAUUGUCAGCAAGUUAUGGUCCACCUUCUUUGAGAAACCCCUAGUGAAGCAAGCAUGUCAGAAGACCCUUAAGGAUCUGAAACUGGAUUAUUUGGACCUCUAUCUUAUCCACUGGCCACAAGGAUUACAGGCCGGGGAGGUCUUUGUACCCAGAGAUGAUAAAGGCAAUAUCAUUCCUAGUAAAUUCACAUUCUUGGAUGCCUGGGAGGCUAUGGAAGAACUGGUGGAUGAGGGAUUGGUGAAAGCCCUUGGGGUCUCCAACUUCAACCACCUCCAGAUUGAGAAGAUCUUAAACAAACCUGGACUGAAAUACAAACCAGUGACUAACCAGGUUGAGUGUCAUCCCUACCUCACCCAGGACAAGCUGAUCCAGUACUGCAAAUCCAAGGGCAUUGUGCUAACUGCUUACAGCCCUCUGGGCUCCCCCAAUAGACCUGGAGCCAAGCCAGGUGAACCUUCCCUGCUGGAGGAUCCCAAAAUAAAGGAGAUUGCUGCAAAGCAUAAUAAGACUACAGCCCAGAUUCUGAUCCGGUUCCAUGUCCAGAGGAAUGUGGUCACAAUCCCCAAGUCUGUGACCCCUUCACGCAUCAUUGCCAAUUUUCAGGUCUUUGACUUUAAAUUGAGUGAUGAAGACAUGGCGAUAAUAUCAAACUUCAACAGAAACUGGAGGUUCUGCAACAUAGAAGGCACGUCACAGUUAAAAGAGUACCCCUUCCAUGAAGAAUAUUAAAGCUGAAUCUCUGACAUGAUGAUGAUCCUGCAGAAUCUCCACCCCACCCCUUCUGACCUAAAGCGUAAUCCUCUAACAGAGAAUUACAAGUUUUCUUCAAGCAAAACUUGAGGUCCUCAGCUGUGUCGCUUCUAGACAGAUCUGGUCAAUCCAGAGUAAACUUGGACAGGAAAAUUUAACUCAGAAAAUCAAAUCCAGGUUAUUUUUUAUUCUCCCUCCCACCCACUAUUUGUUUGACUGACUAUAAAAACUAUUUGGAUCAAGGUCACAAAGAGUAAAAAGAAUAAAUAAUAUUAAUGACCAA
This is a messenger RNA of Suncus etruscus (white-toothed pygmy shrew), 1303 nucleotides long. It is a transcript of the gene AKR1B10, whose product is annotated as aldo-keto reductase family 1 member B10. The record is from RefSeq and is a predicted model, not a curated record. The coding region runs from base 49 to 999 and encodes 316 amino acids. NCBI's taxonomy places the organism in Eukaryota, Metazoa, Chordata, Mammalia, Eulipotyphla, Soricidae. Gene Ontology annotation, molecular function: aldose reductase (NADPH) activity. Gene Ontology annotation, cellular component: cytosol; mitochondrion. The transcript has 10 exons.